AUGUCAUCAUUUGUAACAUGGUUAUUUGAAUCUGUUAAGCGAUUAUCAGAACAAGAAAUGAACCAAAUGGCCCAUUACUGGUACGGAAAGAAAUUAAUUUACCAUGCUGAAAUAUCUGAAAGAAAAGAAGCAUUCUUUCAUGAAAAAGUAUCUACUCGCAUCAACUUUCAUUUUAAAGAUUCUCCUUUGACAAAAGUUUCACACAAACCCUUGUAUGAGUCUGUUGAAAUUAUCAGCUGCAUCGGUGGUUAUUUGGGACUGUGGCUGGGAUUGUGCAUGAUCUCUGCUGCCGAUCUCUCACUUCUAAUUUUCAACAAUUUACUGGUAUCUUUUUAUAAGUGCAUCGUCUGCUUGAAGAAAAUUUUGCUUCAAUAUCCAAGGAGUGAAAUCUUACCAGAAAUGUAAUACGGAUUUUCAAAUAUGCUGUGCCAGCUAAUUUUGAAGGUUUUGCCUGCUAUUAAUAGUAUAUUAUUGUUAU
Molecule: messenger RNA, 478 nt
Organism: Uloborus diversus
Lineage: Eukaryota; Metazoa; Arthropoda; Arachnida; Araneae; Uloboridae
Exons: 5
Coding region: 1-405 (134 amino acids)
Biological process (GO): sodium ion transport
Cellular component (GO): membrane
Molecular function (GO): sodium channel activity
Source: RefSeq, a predicted model, not a curated record